GUCGAGCGGCUUUCGAGCCGAGCCACUCCGACAAACACCACGUGCCACGCGGCCGAGUUGCACGUGCGUUCGCGGAGCUGUCGAGCUUUUAAGCAUCGUGAUCGAAGGUCGUAAGCUUGCGACCAUUCUUUUUAAGGGACAGACGUCGCGUUCUGGCAUUUGCUCUCAACCCUUUCGUUAUCAAAUCAAGUACUCUACGUUCUAGUCCCUGAGCUCGCGUUGUUAAUUGUUGUUUAUACUAAAUGGUUAUCGUACUACUUUGUUCUGUAAAAAGCUGAAAAGAAGUUGUUUGUCUGAUAAAUCAGUGGAAGGCGUUGAGGUUUCGAAGCAUUCAGACAGACUGACAGAUCGAGACUGGCUCGAGUUCGAAGUAUCCCAGCACGAAGCAUUCGAGACACUCUGAGAAAAUUCCAAUAGCUAGACAGGAUCAGGGGUGACGUACAAUGGAUGUGGCCAAAACCGAGCCAAACAAGAACGGACCCGUGCAACGAGAAUGCGGAGGAUGCGGCGGAGUGAUCACGGAAAGGUACUUCCUAAGCGUAUUGGACUCGUUUUGGCACGAGGACUGCUUGAAGUGCACCAGUUGCCAGUGCAGACUCGUCGACGUCGGCCUGUCGCUCUUCACGAGGUCCAAUCUCAUACUUUGCAAGAAGGACUAUUUGAAACUAUUCGGACACACUGGCCACUGCGCUGCCUGCAAUAAGAGCAUUCCAGCCUUCGAGAUGGUAAUGAGGGCAAGGACGAACGUCUAUCAUUUGGAAUGUUUCGCCUGUCAACAGUGUAAUUACAGAUUCUGCAUAGGUGACAAGUUUUUCCUGUGCGAGAACAAAAUCCUGUGCGAGACCGACUACGAGGAGAGACUGGUUUUCGCGAACAUGGCCGCCCACCCACCAUCGACCGCGACAUUAGCACACAUCAAGCGACAGGUGACCAAUCUCCAACCGCCGAUCAUAUCGCCGGGUGGCUCGCAGAGGCAAGUGAACGGCGAGGCGACGCAUAACCACAACGGAUACGCGGCGACGGCGAGCUCCAGCGCCCAUAACAUUCUGAGUACCAUGAAUAAUUUAAACGGUGUCAAUGUACAAGCAUCUUACGAUACCAAAUGACAAACGAAGUAAGCGCCGGAAGCUGUCGAUCCUAUCGUAAAUGCGUUGCCAAAUUCGUUUAACGAUACGUCUCCUAUCAUUAGUCUCGCUAUUAUAGUUAACACUCGAAAGGUUCACUCCCUGAAGAACGAAUUCUACUCUUCCACGGUACACCAUUUAAAACAGUAAUUACUAAUUUAUAAUUACUUUUUAUCAAUAUCGAUGGACUCAGAAAAAUGGACUGACAAAAAGCUAUACGUAAGAUCAAGAUCAACUAUCAAGCACUCAACGAUUUCAUUUUCUUAACAUAACUUUUCUCUUAUGUAUGAAUCGAUAUAAUAGUAAAAACAAUGAAACUUACAGAAAUGAAAAAGAACAAACUGAUAGAAAAAAGAGGAUGGGGUGUAGAUGGGUAGCGUAAGAUAGUAGAUAAUAAUCAGACUCCAAAAAUUGUACUAGUGGAUCUGUGUGGAAAAUCAUUGGUGCUGUUUAGACAAAGUUUAAUUGUUCGAAUUUCGGCUAAAGUAGAAUGUAAAAAUGGACAGGAGCACAGAGUGGACAGCGGCUAGAAUAGGAAAGGGAGGAUGGGAGAGAGAGGCCGACGUGGGCGAGGAAACAAUGCCGGUAAACCGAAUGCUCUGGGGUGAUCAAAGUUUGGCCGUUCUUGCAGUCGACUUUGCUGUCCGUUGCGGGCAACGCCGGUAAAUCUAGCUUUACCGGACUACCGGACCAACGGACUACCGCGGAGGUAGAACUCGAGGAAUGGCCACGGGGCGAAAUUGGCGGGCGAGGUUAGCUUGGCAGAUCGAAUCGGUAGCCGGUAUUCGGUGUCCCGAGCCAAACCAGCCUCGCCACCCCUUGGGGCUCAUACGUUAAGGGUGACUUAAGCAUUGUUUCAACUUCGAAUCUCCCGGUAGAGGGCCAGAUUGAUGUCGCGAACUUUUCCGUUGCCUUAUUUGCGAGUCAGAUAACGAGGCUGAGUUAUGCCUAAAGUUAUUCGUUCUCCUUCCCUCGCUCUUCCUCGGAUCGACUAUUAGAAACGAGGAGAGCUGCUGGAGAGAAUGUUUUAUUUCCUUCAUACCAUAUGCUUCGAGAGAUUUGUCGGCGGGGCGCUUAUGGAAAGAGUUUUCACGAUCGCUCGAACCGAUAAUAGGCUUACGUCUAUCGGGUCGGCGAUAAUUUUUACCCGGCACACGAAUACUUUUACCCUCUCGGCGAGCAAACAUAUCUUGUCUCAUCCGAUUAGCAUCUCGUAACGCGCUGGGAUAGAAGUACUCGAACGCGAACGAACCUACGAUUCCGUUCGCUCUCCGUUUGCUACCUUUUUCUAUCGAAACGUUCUGUUUGUACUUUGCCAAGCGUAACGAAUACUCAACGACCCCGCGAGUACGCGUAGUUCCUAACGCUAAGCGUCACUUGACAAAAAAAUGUAAUGAUGAAUAAAAAGAAAAAAAAACUAUAUCGUACGACUACUAAACCAAAUCAUUGUCUAACCAAAUAAUUCGUGUAGACUACAAUUAAUUACGGAAAACGAUCUUUAGGCAAACUAUCAUAUACCAUCGACGAAUAUCGUGUAUCCAUGCUGCUUGUUUAACAGGAAAAAGGGAAACACUUAAUCAUCUUCGUCUUAAAACCAAUGUAUGGUACAUGUAAAGACUUUGAACGUAAAUACGUAAAACAGUGUAUAUGUUCAAUAGCAUAGAUAUGUUUUGUAUCAUAGUUCUAUCAUAGGAAUAUUUCAAAUAAAAUUACUGUUUCGAUGUUAA
Ceratina calcarata is the source of this 2851-nucleotide messenger RNA. RefSeq names its product LIM domain only protein 3. Gene Ontology annotation, molecular function: transcription coactivator activity; DNA-binding transcription factor binding. Gene Ontology annotation, biological process: positive regulation of transcription by RNA polymerase II. Lineage: Eukaryota; Metazoa; Arthropoda; Insecta; Hymenoptera; Apidae. The transcript is spliced from 6 exons. The record is from RefSeq and is a predicted model, not a curated record. Gene Ontology annotation, cellular component: nucleus. The coding region runs from base 444 to 1106 and encodes 220 amino acids.